AUGGGUGAAAAGGUUGAAGACCAUGCAAGUGAUGUGGAAAUGAAUAAUUCUGAGAUAACAUUUGAUAAUCUAACCAUACUGAAAGAGUUUGGUAAUAUUGUGAAUCUUGUAAGAAAUGAAGAUUUCUUAGAGACUGUGCCUAAAGCAAAACUGAAGCGUGUGAAAUGGAUGCCCAUGUUCAACUGUUUGAAACAAGGCAUUCUCGACGAGAUGAUACAGGAACUAAGUUCUAUGUGGGAGUAUGAGAAUAUGCCGCAGAAACUUGAUGUACUUGAAAAACAGAAGGAAAAGUUCAUGGAUAUGGACCCGGAUAAGGUGUUAUGGAGACCACAACUGGGAGAUGUUAAAGCUCAGUUAAAAGCGAAUGAUGUCGCUAAUUUAAAAAAACAGAAAGUUUUACUAGAAUCCCUGGCCAAGGAGUAUGAAGCUAGAGUAAAUAGGAUUAAGAAAAUUCUGAUAGCCAAGCGAGGGUACUUGAAAGCCCUACAGUUGGACAUACAAAAGUACCAGAGAAGAAAUGAGGACCUCAUCACUAAAAUCAAUGACAAAUUAGACAAUCACCACAAUUUAAUUAAAACUAAUCUCGCUGAUAAAAUUGACAUUGAGGAUGUAAACUGGAAAGAGAAAGACAUGGAAAUUAAUGAAAUAAAUUCAUCUUGA
Molecule: messenger RNA, 660 nt
Organism: Spodoptera littoralis (African cotton leafworm)
Lineage: Eukaryota; Metazoa; Arthropoda; Insecta; Lepidoptera; Noctuidae
Source: the annotation of a GenBank genome assembly